Messenger RNA from Phalaenopsis equestris, 1188 nucleotides. RefSeq names its product structure-specific endonuclease subunit slx1. Gene Ontology annotation, molecular function: 5'-flap endonuclease activity; crossover junction DNA endonuclease activity. The transcript is spliced from 3 exons. Bases 399 to 935 code for a protein of 178 amino acids. Gene Ontology annotation, cellular component: Slx1-Slx4 complex. Gene Ontology annotation, biological process: double-strand break repair via homologous recombination. NCBI's taxonomy places the organism in Eukaryota, Viridiplantae, Streptophyta, Magnoliopsida, Asparagales, Orchidaceae. The record is from RefSeq and is a predicted model, not a curated record.
GGCUAGUAAUAGUUUUUCCCGGCUUUUCCCGGGCGAAGGCUUCGACGGGAUCGCGACAUCUAAACCCUCGUCAUUCUCCCCAAUUCGAAAUCCUGGACGGAAAAUAUGCAAGAGUUGCGACAGGAGCUUGGUGUAGAAGCAUCCUCAGGAGCAAUACAUGCUGUAUUUGGAGAUCUAAGUUGAAUGCAAUUAAUCCGUUAUGGCGGAUUUACUAUAUCGGGGAUUUAAGGCAAAUCUGAGAAGAAAUGGGAUUUAGGAUUCUGCAGGAUUAAAGUUUCCACUUUGAUCGUUUGAUAAGAUCUAGUUAAAUCCUGCUUCAAUUCUAUCGUAAUUGUUCGUGGUGACCUAAUCCUAUUUGUUGACAAGAACAAGGCGAAUCGAACUGAGUACGGAACUCGAUGAAGAGGCUUUCCAACAAAUUCCCAAGUCGCAAGGUUCAUCUCCUAUCUCAGUCCAAAGUCUCUUCCCAAGUGGCUCCGCCCUCCUCUCUUUCCUCCCUCAAUGCCCCUGGUGAUCCUGGACGAAGAGAUGUAGGGGUAGGAAAGAGGAGACACUGCGUAGCCAAGAGCUCCUCGAUUUGGUCCGUUUAUUUACUUGCCUCGACUCGGUUGCCGAGGACUUACGUGGGGGUUACCACCAACUUCUACCGCCGACUAAAACAACAUAAUGGUGAACUAAAGGGUGGAGCAAAAGCCUCAUCUGCUGGAAGGCCAUGGUCUCUCGCCUGCAUUAUACAAGGAUUCAAAGAUCGUAGUGAAGUAGCCUGCAAGUUUGAAACAAAAUGGAAGAGUCUUUCAAGGAAAACUGCUAGGAAAAAGAAUAAGGAUUGUCCUUCCACAAAUUUGCUAUUGCAGCACCGGGAAGCUGCGUUGAUCCAAGCAAAAGCAUCAUUUGAUUGCAACAAUUUGUGGAUUCAAUGGCUCAUGAAGCCCUAGUAUCUUACAAGCAUGGUGGUGCAGACGCUUCAAGGUUCUCUUUGUUUUAUGACUAUUGAUUUACUCAAAUGAAUUCACCUUUAAAAUUGAAGUUUUAUCUAUUCUUCUGCUUGGAGCUGUUGUUUUUUGAUUGGACAAGUAAUCAUUAAUUUAAUGCGAGAAUAAAGAAUCUUGAACGAUUCUGUCUGUAUAUUUAUUAUUGUUUACAUGACUACAAUUGUUGAUUGUAGCAGCUUCAGGCUGUUAUUUUUUA